Ogataea philodendri is the source of this 897-nucleotide messenger RNA. RefSeq lists its product as uncharacterized. NCBI's taxonomy places the organism in Eukaryota, Fungi, Ascomycota, Pichiomycetes, Pichiales, Pichiaceae. Gene Ontology annotation, molecular function: protein-lysine-acetyltransferase activity. The record is from RefSeq and is a predicted model, not a curated record. The coding region runs from base 1 to 897 and encodes 298 amino acids. Gene Ontology annotation, cellular component: nucleus; chromatin. Gene Ontology annotation, biological process: mitotic sister chromatid cohesion. The transcript has a single exon.
AUGGAGUUAGGUACCAAUAAAUGGUAUCAUAACGCAGAUAAAUUGAAUCUGAACAUUCCAAGUGUUGGUGGAGAAGAACUGCCCAAUCAUACGAAUUCGAUGGUAAAUUCAGAGAAAUUCGUGCAUGAAAGACAGCCCAACGAUCAAGAGUUUUCGAGAACCACGAAUUCCGGCUCAAAAGUGAGCAAAAACUCAUUGUCCAAGGUCCGAAAAGGACCCCAACAGCUUUAUUUCAAUUCGUCUUUACGCAAAACUAUCUGUCCCCAGUGCCAAAUGUCGUAUAUUCCGCAUCUAAAAGCUGAUCAACAGUCACACAACAAGUAUCACGAAAGGGCUGUUGAGGGAAUUGAUUUGGGGCCUGGUUUCAUGAAGUUUGGAAUCUUUAUCAAAAACCAUCGAUUGAAAUCAGGUGUGGAUGGUAGAAUAGUUGAGAUUAAUCCAUCUUCUGCCAAGGAAACUGCGGUCGCAGUUGAACUGUUGAAGAUAGCGAAUACAGUACUUAAUGCACCGGAGGGUAACAAGUCUUGGCUGAGCGAUGUCAACGGAGGUAAGGUGUUCCUAUUUCUGAUAAGAAAUAAAGCCGUUGCAAUCUGCUCUACAGAGAGAGUGAAUGCUGGCCAGUGGAUGGUUUAUGAAUCUGGAAAGAUUGUACCUCAUCAGUCAGUUCCUUUAGUGAUGGGCAUUUCAAGGAUUUAUGUAAGUCACAAAUAUCGAAGACUGGGAAUUGCAAUGCACUUGCUUCGAGCAAUUGAGGACAAUAGUGUUUACGGAGUGUCACUUAAAAACACACAAAUAGGAUGGAGUCAGCCUAGUGAGUUUGGUGGCAAGCUUGCAUGCUCAUACAAUGGUGUUAGACACAAAUCUGGCAAGAUUCUGCUUCCUGUAUAUGAAGAAUAA